AUGUCUUCUGUAUUCCUCAGGACUUGGCUCCGUGCGUUCCGUUCCGUUCUGUCCCUGUCCUUGUCGAUCUGGGCCGCAAGUUCCACAGCUCAUGACGCUGUAGCAUUGGCCACAGCAGCGCCACCUCCUCAGCUCGGUCCCCACGUCAAAGGACACUGCCUCAGCUCGGCCCCCACACUAAAGGACACUGCCAGCGCUGGUCUCCAACUCAUGGCGGUUCAGUCGUCUCUGGCCUGUCCUCUCCCUCUCUCUGCCCUUGUGCCGUCCAACGCCCUCGAGCAUGGGCCCAGCAUCAAGUACGCACAGGUGUCCUGA
Messenger RNA from Knipowitschia caucasica, 315 nucleotides. Lineage: Eukaryota; Metazoa; Chordata; Actinopteri; Gobiiformes; Gobiidae. The record is from the annotation of a GenBank genome assembly.